GUAUCGUGGUCAAUCGGGUCCCACCCAUAGUCAAAGGGGUUAACCCAGAGCCAAUCAAACAUGUUAUUAGUUUAAUAAAUAACCUAACUUAAUCUGGACAGAGUCCUAUUAACGAAUGACAUGAGACCAUUCAGUAAAAUAUCAUGCGAAAUAUAAGUAGAAUAUACCAAACAGUACUAAAAAAGUAUCCUGUGGGAACUCAAGCUGUACAAGCUGGAAUAUUGAUGGGACUUGGAGAUCAGAUUGCACAGAAUUUUAUAGAAAGUAGUUCAAAACCUAUUGAUUAUGUACGAACAAUGCAAUUUGCUGGAAUUGGUUUGUUCAUCAGUGGCCCAGCAACAAGAACAUGGUAUGGAAUUUUAGAUACAUAUAUAGGUUCUAAAGGUUACACAGUUGGAAUAAAAAAGGUUGCUUGUGAUCAGUUGCUUUUUGCACCAACAUUUAUAGCAGUUUUAUUAGUUGCUAUUGGUGUUUGUCAAGGAAAAGAUAUUGAGAAGCUCAAGAUCAAAUUAGCAAAUGAAUAUAGCGAUAUUUUAAUAAAUAAUUAUAAGUGCAUUAUUGUUAUUUUAGCUAUGGCCUAUGGUACAACUUGUGAAUUUUUCCUUAGUGCCUUUGAACUACCAAGCUCUAGUUGUACAAUCAGUUGCUCUGCUGUGGAAUAGCUAUAUUUCAUACAGAACAAGUUUAGAUAAACAUAAUGAAUUUAGAUAAAUAUAAUUAAUUGAAAAAUUUUUUAUUAAUAUGAAUAUAAAAUAUGUAUAAAAUUGGACAAAAUACCUUACUAAUAAUAUAGGACCACAACAAAAUAAAAAGUCCUUUUACUAGAAAGAAAAACUACUAUUUUUUAUUUAUUUUGACAUAUUAAAACCAAAUAUGAUCUUUAAUAUAGCACAAGUUUUUGUUAUAAUGAGCAAAAAUGGUUCAAAAUCAAGCAUUUUUCAUAUUCUGCAUAGGAUAUGCAUGCUGAUUAAAUUUUCCUAGAUUAAAAACAAUAAUCAUGUACAUUUAUGU
Odontomachus brunneus is the source of this 1011-nucleotide messenger RNA. It is a transcript of the gene Mpv17, whose product is annotated as protein Mpv17. Bases 144 to 662 code for a protein of 172 amino acids. Gene Ontology annotation, cellular component: cytoplasm; membrane. NCBI's taxonomy places the organism in Eukaryota, Metazoa, Arthropoda, Insecta, Hymenoptera, Formicidae. The transcript is spliced from 4 exons. The record is from RefSeq and is a predicted model, not a curated record.